AUGUCAACCCAAGCAUUGGCCCUGAUGAGCGAUUAUUCACAUGUAGCCGAGUUAGAAACUCGUCGAAAAGAAUUUCAACCAGCGCUAAGGGCUCUACUUACAGAUGGUAACCAGACAGCUAUUUGCGACAAACCACUCUCAUUAGGACUGCCGGAGAGGGUAGUCGCCGACAGCUUAAAGACUGAGCCUAUCGAAAACGUGAUGUCCCAACCGUCGCUUGGGUUAUCUACAAUGGCCUGGCCAUGUGACGUCCACCUAGACACUCGCGAUCUCUGCUGCCCAAAGGGAUGG
Molecule: messenger RNA, 291 nt
Organism: Protopolystoma xenopodis
Lineage: Eukaryota; Metazoa; Platyhelminthes; Monogenea; Polystomatidea; Polystomatidae
Source: the annotation of a GenBank genome assembly